UUUACUGUUUUGUGUAUGUUUGUAUUUGACUGCGGUGGGGAGUUUCUGUAUUUGGGAAUAAAUUGUGCUUACUUCAAUGAACACGAAAUAUGAAUGCUAAUCUAAAGAGCCCAUAAUAAUAAUGUCGGCUAUAGGUUUCGGUGACGAACUUGUUCGUGAUUAUUUAUUAUUCAGGGGAUUUUUAAGUGCAUUAAAAGCAUUUGAUAGCGAAAUCAAAGCCGAUAAAGAUAGAGGAUUUCGUCCAGACAGAAUUGUUGAACAUUUGAGUAGCUGCAUUAUCAAUUUGGAUUUGAAUUCUCUGAGGGAAUCAUGGGCCCAUUUAGACCAGAGAUUUUUCGCAAGACUCGAACAUUCAUUUUUGGGUACUGCCAAAAAAUUAGAGACAGCGUUACUCCGAAUGUAUUUAGUUACUUGUAUCUCUUCUGGAAGGCAAGACAAAUUACUGGAUUUUUUUGAAAAAAUGACUCCAGAAUUACAAGGCCAGCCUGAAUGGAAAGACUGGUUUGCAUUGCCAUUUAUUAAAAAUGCAGAUGAGCACCCUACUUAUGCAGCAUUCUUUUCCCGACAAUGGCAGGAUACAAUGCUUCUUUCUCUUCAUAAUUUUAUUAGUGUUGUGUUUCAAAGUGCAGCUAUGCCAACUUUAUUGAGUUAUGAAGAAGAGUUAAUGAAACUUCAACAUCUGACUGAAGAAAAUGAAAUAUUGAAGAAAAAAGCAUUAGCUGCCCUUCAAGCUGGUGAAAAUAUUGAACUGCCAAAGCCAUCUCGUGAUGCAGAGUCUUGUGGCUUGAGUGCUACAUCUGAAUUGAUGGACGAUUUCUAUGUCAUUGCUCAAGAAACUCCCCCUGAAAGUACUGGUCGUUCUAUUAAAUCUUUAAUCAGGAAUAUUAGUGGAGGUCUUCCAACAUCUCCUGUUUUAAGUCGCCGACCUACUGAACCCCGGAAAAUGGAAGAAAGUACAGGUUCUUUAAAAUCAACCAAGGCAAAACCAAGAUCACCCAGUGUACCACCUCAAUCUUCACUCUCAGUAUUUGAAUCUUCUCGAUCCAAGAAAGAUUCUCCAGAAACUUUGAGAUCUGUUUCACAUGAUGAAGGGCAUUCAAGAUUGGAGAAAAAGGUGAAGCCACAGCCUUCACGAUCUGCAUCAGUACAGCCUGUAAUACAGUCUAUGAAAGAGGAAGCAAUGAGUGGUUUUAUUAUUCUUAGUCGUGAAAAAUAUUCUGAACACAAUUCUUUGAUAACACACUGCAAGUUUAACUGUUCUGGGACAGCUGUUGCUAGUUCUGAUAUGGAUGGUGUUAUUAAAAUAUGGAAUGCAAUUCCUUCCAUAUCAACUUUAUCAACAAUAAUGUCUAAAACAAGUGUUCUGUCCUUAGAUUGGGAUCGCAAACGAGAACGUUUGUUGCUAUAUGGUGGGACAACUGGAAUGGUGAGGCUGUAUGAUACUAAAGAAAGACGAGUUGUUAAAGAAAUUUGUACAGAAAGCAGCAGUAACAAUAACCAGAGAGUUCUUUGCAUCUGUUGCAGUCCACUGGGAACAAACUUUGUAACUUCUACAAGUUUAGGAGAAGGGGGUCAGCUUUCUCUUUGGGAUAUGAAAACAUUAUCUUUGGAAAGACAACUUUUACCAAAGUCUGAUAAAGCUUGUGUACAUUGUUGUUCUUUCAACCAUAAUGGGCAACUGCUUCUGAUUGGUUCUUCAGAUGGAACUUCCUCAAUAUUAGAUUUGAGAACUUCUGAAAUUUUUGCAACAUGGCCUUCUCAUCCUGGAGGUGUGUUUUCAACAGAAUUCAGCUUGGAUGAAACAGCUUGUUACACUCUGGGAGCCGAUAAAAAGUUUACUUCUUGGAGUGCGAAUAGGACGGGCCAGAAGUUGUGUGAUCUGGAUAUUUAUUGUGAUUUCUCAGAACCUAUCUCUACUUAUGGAAAAAGGUUUUGCUUCAACAGCGAUGGAAGUCACGUGCUGACGUGUGGACCCCUCGGUGGAAUCAUCUAUAAAAUUGGGAACUCUACAGCCGCUCCUGUGCUGGACAUCGGAGGCCACAACAAAUCUGUGAACACGGUGGACUGGUCAGCUGCCAUGGAGAGCAGCACUUGCAUCUGUGGUACGGUUGACGGGCGAGUGAUCGUCAGCACCCUACUGAACCAGUGAUUUGCACCCGGUGAUUUUUUCCCUUCAUGUUAUAUCAUUCCAUUUUUUAAAAAAAUAAAGUCUAU
This is a messenger RNA of Argiope bruennichi, 2214 nucleotides long. Its product is annotated as WD repeat-containing protein 91-like. Gene Ontology annotation, molecular function: protein binding; phosphatidylinositol 3-kinase regulator activity. Lineage: Eukaryota; Metazoa; Arthropoda; Arachnida; Araneae; Araneidae. Bases 122 to 2149 code for a protein of 675 amino acids. The transcript has 17 exons. The record is from RefSeq and is a predicted model, not a curated record. Gene Ontology annotation, cellular component: late endosome membrane; early endosome membrane; extrinsic component of endosome membrane. Gene Ontology annotation, biological process: early endosome to late endosome transport.